This is a messenger RNA of Staurois parvus, 1834 nucleotides long. The record is from the annotation of a GenBank genome assembly. NCBI's taxonomy places the organism in Eukaryota, Metazoa, Chordata, Amphibia, Anura, Ranidae.
AUGAAUGAUACUCGAAGAAGUGCUGCCAUUGUUUCUCGAGAAGAUAACUGUCACUUUCUGAGAGUGGACAAGCAUGACUUCAUUCGCAUACUUCGGGACGUUGAAGCUAACACCGUCCGUCUAAAGGAACAUGGCAAGGUGGUAUUGGUGCUGGAAAAAAAUCCACAGUCAACUGGGAACAACUUACAAACGGCAGUACCCUGCAAUCACAAGUACACAGUUAUGUCUGGUACAGCUGAUAAAAUUCUGGAACAUUUGCUGGAAACAAUGAGGUUGGAUUCAACACUCAACAAUCCUGAAGACUCUUUUGCUGGUGAUUUCCUCUUGACUCACAGUGUAUUCAUGCCAACUGCUCAGUUUUGCCAAGCACUGCUCCAUCAAUUCAAUGUGGAGCCAUCAGAAGUGAAUGAACCUGAAAAGGCCACAUACUCCUUUCACAAGAGGCAGAACAUUGUACGACUCGUCAACCUCUGGGUAGAGCUUUAUGGCCAGUUGCUGGAGGCUGAGCCAUGUGCUAAAAGCUUUCUGGAGAAACUCUCAGAAUACAUCAGUAGAGACCCUCGUUUACUUGCAUGUUUGAAAGAAAAUCUGCAGGAGAGAAGGAAAAACAAAACACUGGAGAUCAGCAAUGGAAACGUCUCUCCACAAAUAAAGGUUUACAACUAUGGGAACCUUCUUUCCAGUGUAGACGAAGACCACCCCAGUAACUUGUAUAUCAUUCGAGUCCAAGACAAAGUGCCCUAUGACAUAUAUCUUCCAAAUCAUUCUUGUGUGACCAAUAUGUUUGCUGUAAAUGCAACUGUACAGGACGUGCUAUCAAUCCUGGCCACAAAGACUGGCUUUAGCAGAGACCAAGUCCUGGUGAAAGUCAACUCAAUGGGAGAAAAAAUAUGUCUAAAACAUGAGGACACUGGAGUAUUCACAUCUCUGGGUUUGAACGAGAGACUCUUUGUCUGUAGUGUUCAAGAGAUGAACACGCUGACUCCUAUUCCUGAGCAAAUGGGCCCAAACAGCAGUAGCUAUGAUAUGUUGGAUCUCAUCAGCUCAAAAGACCUGGCUCAUCAGAUGACAGAAAAUGACUGGAAUCUGUUUAAGAGCAUUCACCAGGUGGAGCUGCUGUUUAAUACAUUUGGGAAGCAGAAGUUCCGUAACUCAACGACUGCUAAUCUAGAGCGGUUCAUAAGGCGGUUUAAUGAAGUCCAAUUCUGGGUUGCAACUGAAGUGUGUCUGUGCCAAGAUGAAGAAAAGAGAGCACUGCUCCUGCGAAAGUUCGUCAAGCUGGCAGCAUACCUCAAGGAGCAGAAAAAUCUAAACUCUUUCUUUGCUGUCAUGUUUGGUCUCAGUAACACAGCGGUCAGUCGCUUGUCCAAGACCUGGCAGCGCCUGCCACACAAAAACACGAAAGUUAUACUCCAUCUUUGAAAGGUUGAUGGAUCCUUCCUGGAAUCACAGAUCUUAUAGACUGGCUGUGGCAAAACUCAGUCCACCUCUCAUUCCAUUCCUUCCACUUAUCUUAAAAGACCUGACCUUCAUCCAUGAGGGCAAUAAAAAUACAGUGGACAACCUUGUAAAUUUUGAAAAAAUGCGCAUGAUUGCAAAGACCAUACGGAUGUUUCACAGUUAUCGCAACCAGAGCUACAUUCCCCUGUCGCCACUUCGAUCUCGGCCUCUUCAUCUCCUUGAGGAUGCUGCAGCAGUCCGGAUGUCUGCAUGUUCAGAAUAUUCAGUGAACUUUAGAAGUCCAGCAGCUACAUGGGCUUAUAUCCAACACAUGAAGGUCAUUGACAAUCAGAAGAGACUAAUGGAGCUGUCCCGAAGCCUUGAACCAUCCUGA